Molecule: messenger RNA, 3157 nt
Organism: Engraulis encrasicolus (European anchovy)
Lineage: Eukaryota; Metazoa; Chordata; Actinopteri; Clupeiformes; Engraulidae
Gene: aars1
Product: alanyl-tRNA synthetase 1
Exons: 22
Coding region: 80-3082 (1000 amino acids)
Biological process (GO): alanyl-tRNA aminoacylation
Cellular component (GO): mitochondrion; cytoplasm
Molecular function (GO): alanine-tRNA ligase activity; ATP binding; nucleic acid binding
Source: RefSeq, a predicted model, not a curated record
UCUCUCUCUUCGAGUGUACCGGCGUGGAGAAACAGUGUGACUGGAGACAGAAGUGUCGGGCAGAAUAACUGUGCCACUGAUGGGUCUGCAUCUCACUGUGUUAUGUGCCAAAGUUUUGGGGUGCUGUCAGGUGAACAGCUCAAACAGCUCACAGCAGUCGCGUGCUAGCAGCCCUUUCAUCAUGGACUCCUCGCUGACCGCAGCCCAGAUCCGAGAGAAGUUCAUCGACUUCUUCCGUCGCCAUGAGCACCAGUAUGUGCACUCCUCCUCCACCAUCCCCCUGGACGACCCCACGCUGCUCUUCGCCAACGCCGGCAUGAACCAGUAUAAGCCCAUCUUCCUGAACACCAUCGACCCGUCGCACCCCAUGGCCAGGCUGCGCCGCGCCGCCAACACGCAGAAGUGCAUCCGCGCCGGAGGCAAACACAACGACCUUGACGACGUGGGCAAGGACGUGUACCAUCACACCUUCUUCGAGAUGCUGGGCUCAUGGUCCUUUGGGGACUACUUCAAGCAACUGGCGUGUGAGCUGGCUCUGGAGCUCCUGACCAAGGAGUUUGGCAUCCCCAUCGAGCGCCUGUACGUCACCUAUUUCGGGGGGCAUGCGGAGGCCGGCCUGGAGCCAGACCUGGAGUGCAAGCAGAUCUGGCUGGACCUGGGCAUGGAGGAGUGCCGCAUCCUGCCCGGCAGUAUGAAGGAUAACUUCUGGGAGAUGGGGGACACUGGCCCCUGCGGCCCCUGCAGCGAGAUCCACUACGACCGCAUCGGGGGCCGCGACGCAGCACACCUCGUCAACAUGGACGACCCCAACGUGCUGGAGAUCUGGAACCUCGUCUUCAUCCAGUUCAACAGGGAGUCUGAGACUGAGUUGAAGCCCUUGCCUAAGAAGAGCAUUGAUACGGGUAUGGGCCUGGAGCGCCUGGUGUCCGUGCUGCAGAACAAGAUGUCCAACUACGACACCGACCUCUUCAUCCCCUACUUCCAGGCCAUUCAGAAGGGCACUGGGGCCAGGGCAUACACUGGCAAGGUUGGCGCUGAGGAUGAGGAUGGCAUCGACAUGGCAUACCGCGUGCUGGCUGACCACGCCCGCACCAUCACCAUCGCCCUGUCCGAUGGCGGCCGCCCAGACAACACCGGCAGAGGGUAUGUGUUGAGGAGGAUCCUGAGGCGUGCGGUGCGCUACUCCCACGAGAAGCUCGGAGCCCAGAGGGGAUUCUUCGCAUCCCUGGUGGACGUAGUAGUCGAGUCUCUGGGCGACGCCUUCCCAGAGCUGAAGAAGGAUCCAGACGCGGUGAAGGACAUCAUCAAUGAGGAGGAGGAGCAGUUCCUGAAGACUCUCAGCAGGGGGCGCAAGAUCCUGGACCGCAAGAUCCAGAGCAUGGGGGACAGCACCACCAUCCCAGGAGACACGGCCUGGCUGCUGUACGACACCUACGGCUUCCCCCUGGACCUGACGGCCCUGAUCGCAGAGGAGAGGGGCAUGGGAGUGGACAUGGAGGGCUUCGAGGAGGAGAAGAAGGCGGCACAGUUGAAGUCGCAGGGUAAGGGUGCAGGUGACGCGGACCACAUCAUGUUGGACAUCUACGCCAUCGAGGAGCUCCGCAACAAGAACACCCCCGCCACAGACGACGCCCCCAAGUACAAAUACAGCUCCAGUGACGCCGGCACCUACGAGUUUGAGCAGGCUGUAGGCACGGUGUUGGCUCUGCGUCGUGAGCGUGCGUUCGUGGAGGAGGUGACUACGGGGCAGGAGUGCGGAGUGGUGCUGGACAAGACCUCCUUCUACGCUGAGCAGGGAGGACAGACCUUCGACGAGGGAUACAUGCUCAGAGAGAACGACUCCGCUGAAGACAGGAUGGAGUUUACAGUGAAGAACACGCAGGUGCGCGGUGGCUACGUGCUGCAUGUGGGGACGGUGUACGGCACGCUGAAGGUUGGAGACCGCGUCAUCCUACACGUCGACGAGGCGCGUCGUCGUCCCAUCAUGAGUAACCACACCGCCACCCACAUCCUGAACUUCGCCCUGCGCGGCGUCCUGGGGGAGGCGGACCAGCGCGGCUCCCUGGUGGCUCCUGAUAGGCUGAGGUUCGACUUCACCGCCAAGGGCGCCCUCACCACCGGGGAGGUGCGGCGCACCGAGGAGAUCGCCUGCGCCAUGAUCCGAGACAACAAGCCUGUGUAUGCGCUGGAGGCCCCCCUGGCGGCUGCUAAGGCCAUCCAGGGCCUGCGUGCGGUGUUUGACGAGACCUACCCGGACCCCGUGCGAGUGGUGUCCAUCGGCAUCCCCGUGGAGGACCUCAUCGCCGACCCCAACAGCCCCGCCGGAUCACUCACAUCCAUCGAGUUCUGCGGCGGAACGCACCUGCGGAACUCUGGCCACGCUGGUCCCUUCAGCAUCGUGUCUGAGGAGGCCAUCGCCAAGGGAAUCCGCCGCAUCGUGGCCGUGACUGGAGCAGAGGCGCAGAAGGCCCAGAGGAAAGCAGACGCCCUGAGGCAGAGUUUGUCCGCCAUGUCAGAGAAGGUGAAGGCUCAGACGGUACCCAACAAGGACGUGCAGAAGGAAAUCGCCGACAUUACAGAGUCUCUGGGUACUGCGGUGAUCUCUCAGUGGCAGAAGGAUGAGAUGAGGGAGAGUCUGAAGGGGCUGAAGAAGAUCAUGGACGAUCUGGACCGCGCCAGCAAGGCCGACGUCCAGAAGAGGGUGCUGGAGAAGACAAAAGAGGUGAUAGAGAGCAGUCCUAACCAGCCCCUACUCAUCAUGGAGAUGGAGAGUGGAGCCUCCGCCAAGGCCCUGAAUGAGUCUCUGAAACUCCUGAAGAGCAGUUCUCCUCAGACCGCAGCCAUGCUCUUCACUGCAGACUUCGACGCCGGCAAGAUCAUCUGCCUCUGCCAAGUACCACAGGAGGUGGCCAAGCAGGGUCUAAAGGCCAACGAGUGGGUGCAGGAAGUCUGCCCCCUGCUGGACGGCAAGGGGGGUGGCAAGGACGUCUCUGCCCAGGCCACCGGCCGCAACGUCCACUGCAUGGAGGAGGCCCUCAAGCUGGCCAACGAGUUCGCCCGACUAAAACUGGGCGAGAACUAAGAUGCAGACACCCCGAAAACAGCAAGCCACCACGCACACGACAGGAACAAGCGGCAUCAGGAGCAGCACGGGGUG